Messenger RNA from Linum trigynum, 1753 nucleotides. Lineage: Eukaryota; Viridiplantae; Streptophyta; Magnoliopsida; Malpighiales; Linaceae. The record is from the annotation of a GenBank genome assembly.
AUGCGAAAUUUCUUAUCAAAAUUCCUUAAAUUGAAGAUUUUAUGGGGGUGUGACUCCUCGGACAUUGGCAUGUCAACCUUUGACAGUGUGCAGAAAACCUUAAGAGCACUAUAGGGGGGUGGUGCCUGUCUGCCCCCCUGUGGCCCAUGGGCGGCCGAGGCCAAUGACGAGGGGGGGUUCUAGGAUCGUCAUUGGAGGGCCGAGGGGAGUCAGGAAAUGUCGGCAGUGGGAAAAAAUGUGGGAUUAAGCGUGGGAAAAAACCGAAAAAACCGAUAUUUCAUCCCCGACAAGUGCUCUCGGCCAGCCCAGCCAAGUGCUCUCGGCCAGCCCAGCCGAGUGCACUCGGCCACCCCAGGCGAGAAAUUUCGGCCAGCCUCUGUAGGUGGCCGAGAGAUCUCGCACAGGCGGUCGAGAGUCCUCGGCCAGCUUUGCCGAGUGCACUUCUCGGCCAGCGCUGCCGAGUGCACUCGGCCAGCUGCUGUCGAGUUUUCUCGGCCAGCUCGGCCAGUUGCUGUCGAGAUUUCUUGGCAUGCUCGGCUAGAGUGCUGUCGGCCAGCGCUGUCGAGUGCUCUUGGCCAGCUCGGCCAGAGUGCUCUCGGCCAGCUCGGCCAGAGUGCUCUUGGCCAGCGCUGUCGAGUGCUCUCGGCCAGCUCGGCCAGAGUGCUCUCGGCCAGUGCUGUCGAGUGCUCUCGGCCAGCUCGGCCAGAGUGCUCUCGGCCAGCUGCUGCCGAGUUUUCUCGGCCUGCUCGGCCAGAGUGCUCUCGGCCAGCGCUGUCAAGUGCUCUCGGCCAGUGCUGUCGAGUGCUCUCGGCCAGCUCGGCCAGAGUGCUCUCGGCCAGCUGCUGCCGAGUUUUCUCGGCCUGCUCGGCCAGAGUGCUCUCGGCCAACCAUUGUCCGGUGAUUUUUUUGUGGAAUAUCGACAGCGGGUGAACCGUGUAUCGAUAUUUGCUCUCGACGAAUGUGGGUUCUUUCGAUGUUCCUCUUCGGAGGUGAAAUGUGGGUUGUCCGAAACUGUUUUUGUGGAUCAUCGACAGCGGGUGAACCGUGUAUCGAUAUUUGCUCUCGACGAAUGUGGGUUUCUUUGAAUUGUCUCUUUGGAGGCAAUUUACGUGCUAAGCGGUGCGCAAGUGGCUUCAUCAAGUGAAUUCGCGAGUUGAGUUUUAGCUAUAUGUUAAGCUUGGCAGUGGGUCAUCUUGUUGGGGUUGGUUUGCGUUGUACGUGAUGCGCAUGAGUGGUAGUUGAGUUGUUUGGGAGGGCGGGCUCCGUGCUUUGAGCAUCGAACCGUCUUCUUGCAACUCUUUUCAUUGUUACCUCGCCCACGGUGAGGGGUGCUGAUCGGGUUCCUGUGUUGCAUACCCAUUAAGGGGAAGUGGAAGUUUGCGUUUAGUUUUCGCUGUGUGCUCGCUUUGGGCUCGUGGUGGACAACGUAGCAUCGCUUGUGUACCAAGCUCUCAUUGUUAGUUUGAGAUUUGGCCCUCGUGUGUUGCUGUGCUCUUGGUUGCGGAAAGUGAUGUGGCCAUGGGGGAUUUCGCAUCUCCCUGAUAUUGGCCCGACCCUAAGAAUCCUUUUUGAACGACCGCAACAACCUCGAAUUGACCUGCUCGUUUCAUUGCGUUUUCUUUGAUGGGCCGGUCAGUUGGAGUUGGAGCGUCGAAAGAGGGAAUGCUACCUGGUUGAUCCUGCCAGUAGUCAUAUGCUUGUCUCAAAGAUUAAGCCAUGCAUGUGUAAGUAUGAACAAAUUCAGACUGUGAAA